GAUCUAAUUCCUACCUCUCUUCCAAAGAUAUCAAAGGACUGUACUGUGAAAGAAAUGCUUCUUCCAGUUCUACUUCUGCUCUUGGCUGCUGCACUACAAGCAUUUCUAGGACAGGGUAACUCAGCUUCUGUGAGUAAAAUGACUCCAGAAAAACAGAAGGAGAUUCUUGAUGCAUUUAAUGCUAUCAGGAGAGACGUGAAGCCAACUGCUGCCAAUAUGCUGAAAAUGACAUGGAGUGAUGAAGCCACUGAGACUGCUAGCAGAUGGGCCAGUAAAUGUCAGUUUAGAAACAGUCCCAUAGAGGAGAGAAUGGUUGGUGGUUUUGCUUGUGGAGAAACUCUGUCACAAACAGUGACUGCCAAUUCCUGGACAGAUAUAAUUAAGUUAUGGUCCAAAUCAAAGACUAAUUUCAAGUAUGGCAUUGGGCCAGUGGAUCCAAGGAAAAGCAUCUAUACCUACACUCAGCUCAUUUGGUAUAAUUCACAUAAGGUUGGAUGUGCUGUUGCUUAUUGCCCAAAGAAUACUUUCCCUUACUUGUUCCUGUGCCAUUACUGCCCCAGUGGUAAUGCGCAAGAUAAAAUAGCAACACCCUACAAAGAAGGCUUACCAUGUGCAGACUGCCCUUCAGACUGCGACAAUAAACUCUGCACCAAGGCAUGUGAAUAUAUGAACUCUCAUAAUCAAUGUCAGGAUCUAAAAGAUAGAUUCUCAUGUGAAUCAGGGUUUAUGAAUGACUUUUGCAAAGCCACGUGUAAAUGCACAACAGAAAUAAUGAUGCACCUUCUGAUCACCUUUCUGCCUUUGGCUGCUAUGCUGCAUCUGCCUCUAAGCCAGGGGGAGAACGGCAUGGCGAUGAGCCUCUCUGAAAAGCAACAGAAAGAAAUUGUUGAUGCAUACAAUAAUAUUAGGAGAAGAGUGCGUCCAACUGCCAGCAAUAUGCUGAAGAUGACGUGGAGUGAGGAAGCUGCGGAGAGUGCUAAAGAAUGGGCUCAGCAAUGUACAGGCAAAACCACUCCUAUGAAUGGCAGAAUUGUAGAUGGAAUACUCUGUGGUGAGAGUAUAUCACAAGCCACUUUUGCCAGAAGAUGGUCUGAUGUUAUCCGUACGUGGAAUUCUACAAGUGCAGCUUUCAAGUAUGGAAUAAAAAGACCACAAGAGGAACAGAGAUCGAGUUUUGCAUAUACUCAGAUGGUUUGGUAUAGUUCACAUAAGAUUGGAUGUACAUUUGCCUACUGUCAAGGGAAUGCUUACCCUUACCUUUAUAUGUGCCGUUAUUGUCCUGUUGGUAACAUAUUAGAGUCAAUAGCAACACCCUACAAAAAAGGCCCACCAUGUGGAGACUGCCCUCACAACUGUGAAGAUAAACUCUGCACCAAUCCAUGCAAGUACAGAGAUCGUCAACUGAACUGUGCAGAUACAAUAAGAGAGUAUGGUUGUGAGCAGGACUGGGUCCAGAAAGACUGCAAGGCUUCCUGUGAAUGCCAAACAGAGAUUAAGUAACACAAAGAUGCACCAGAAGGUUGAUCUGAACUGGAAAAGAAUGGAAAUUCAGCUUCGAACAGGAACUUCAAUUUCUUUCCCUCCCUAAC
This is a messenger RNA of Pogona vitticeps (central bearded dragon), 1589 nucleotides long. Lineage: Eukaryota; Metazoa; Chordata; Lepidosauria; Squamata; Agamidae. The record is from RefSeq and is a predicted model, not a curated record.